Messenger RNA from Aspergillus viridinutans, 1155 nucleotides. Its product is annotated as amidohydrolase family protein. Bases 1 to 1155 code for a protein of 384 amino acids. Gene Ontology annotation, molecular function: hydrolase activity; carboxy-lyase activity. NCBI's taxonomy places the organism in Eukaryota, Fungi, Ascomycota, Eurotiomycetes, Eurotiales, Aspergillaceae. Gene Ontology annotation, biological process: secondary metabolic process. The record is from RefSeq and is a predicted model, not a curated record. Gene Ontology annotation, cellular component: cytosol; cytoplasm. The transcript is spliced from 2 exons.
AUGUCCUCCCCUCUCAUUGUCGACAUUCACACUCAUGUCUAUCCCCCGUCGUAUAUGGACAUGCUCCGCUCUCGCAAGGUAGUCCCCUACGUGCACGACCCAGUAAAUGCGACACCACGUCUUGUCAUCCUUUCUUCAGACGAUGAUCCAUCAAUCCCUCUCGAUGAGCGCGGCCGUCCAGUCGACUCGUCAUACUGGGAUAUCAAUGUCAAGCUGGCGUUCAUGCGACGCCACGGUAUCAACUGCAGUGUCAUUUCCCUAGCUAACCCGUGGCUGGACUUCCUCAAGCCUGAGGAAGCCCAGACGUGGGCAGAACGCAUCAAUGAUGAUCUGGAGCAGACCUGCGCGCGUGUCAACCAAGCAGUAGACCCCGACAACAAAUAUGCUCUCCACGAAAAAGAGAAGUUGUUCGCAUUUGGCACCCUGCCACUCAGUGCGCCUACAGCAGACAUUGUAGUAAACGAGAUCAAGAGACUCAAGACGCUGCCACAUCUGCGAGGUGUAAUUAUGGGUACCUCUGGGUUAGGCAAGGGCCUCGACGAUCCAGCGCUGGACCCUGUAUGGGGCGCUUUACAAGAGACAGACACCCUGCUGUUCCUCCACCCUCAUUACGGUCUACCCGAUGAAGCUUUCGGCGGGACAGAAGUGAUGAACCGCUACGGCCAUGUUUUGCCACUUGCUUUAGGGUUCCCGCUCGAGACUACGAUUGCCGUAGCACGGAUGCUUCUUGCCGGUGUUUUCGAUCGGUUUCCCGGGUUGAAGAUCCUGCUGGCGCAUUCUGGCGGGACGCUUCCAUUCCUUGCUGGACGGAUUGAGAGCUGUAUUCAUCACGAGCGCAAGUUUGUCGCCAAUGGCGGUAAUGUACCGGGUCCUCAGAGAAGUGUUUGGGAUGUGUUGCAGACAAACAUCUACCUCGAUGCGGUGGUAUAUGGUACUGCUGGCCUGAAAGCAGCCGUGUCUGCAGCCGGGGGAGCGGAUCGUCUCAUGUUUGGCACUGACCAUCCCUUUUUCCCUCCACUUGACACUAGUGAAGACGCCGAAUGGCCUAGUGUGACGACCAACUACAAAGCAAUCCACGCUGCUUUUGAUACAGAGAAAGAAGCAGUUGGGGCAAUCUUGGGAGGGAACGCAGCACGUAUUCUGAAUCUCAAAUGA